Sinocyclocheilus anshuiensis is the source of this 4291-nucleotide messenger RNA. RefSeq names its product ELKS/Rab6-interacting/CAST family member 1-like. Lineage: Eukaryota; Metazoa; Chordata; Actinopteri; Cypriniformes; Cyprinidae. Gene Ontology annotation, molecular function: structural constituent of presynaptic active zone. The coding region runs from base 380 to 3295 and encodes 971 amino acids. Gene Ontology annotation, biological process: regulation of synaptic plasticity; neuromuscular synaptic transmission; maintenance of presynaptic active zone structure. Gene Ontology annotation, cellular component: cytoskeleton of presynaptic active zone. The transcript has 20 exons. The record is from RefSeq and is a predicted model, not a curated record.
GCAUGGCGUUGGCAUUUCAGAGGCGAGUGUUGUGAGCGCGCAGCGUAGGCGUUACGUCACUGAAGUCCUCCAGCUCUGGGGAGAUGCUGGUGUGUGUCUGCAAAUAAUAAAAUCAUAAAGCAAUACAAAGAAAAAUAGGCCGCUUCCUCUCUAACAGACAUCUAUUGGACAGACGGUCGUUACAUAUCGGAUGAAACAGACCAGCCAUACAAGGCCACCAUAGUUGCUCCAUUUGACAGAAAGAGACAGAAGACCGGUCUUUGCUUGACUGAUCACAUUCCUUAUACUUGAGAUGAAAAUGACCCGGCCUGUUUAUUAGCACAUUCCUUCACAAUACAUUUUCGGUGGGUUCCCUUGCUUGCACUCUAAGCCUGCCAAUAUGUACGGAAGUUCACGCUCUGUGAGCAAAAUGGACAGUAAUCACAGUGGGGGAAGAAACAACCAGGGCAACUCUGGACGCUCUCCACGGCUGCCUCGGUCACCCCGUCUGGGUCACCGUCGCACCAACAGCAUGGGGGGCAGCGGUGGAGGCCCGGGCGGCUCUGGAGGCAAGACGUUGUCCAUGGAGAACAUUCAAUCUCUCAAUGCUGCCUACGCCACGUCGGGACCAUUGUAUAUGAGUGACAACGAGGUCGCAAUCUGCACUUCCUCUGACCUCCCUAAAAGCGGCGUAGCGACGGGACGCUUUGGAGGCAGCAUUCCUUAUGGGGUCCGGGCAACGGUUACAGGCAGCACACCGGACAUGGCCAUGGUGCCGGCGGUGUCCACCGACUCUAUGGGCUUUGGAGGGGAGAUCCACGCUGCGUCAACCGUUCCUCACUCGCUACGUCAGGCAAGGGACAACACCAUCAUGGAGCUCCAAGCCCAGCUCAAGGAGGUGCUGAGGGAGAACGAGCUGCUUCAGAAGGAAAUCGAGGUGAAGGAGAGCAAGCUCAGCUCCUCCAUGAGCUCCAUCAAAAGCUUCUGGAGCCCGGAGCUGAAGAAGGAACGUGCGCUGCGCAAAGACGAGGCAUCCAAAAUAACAGUGUGGAAGGAGCAGUACCGCGCUGUGCAAGAUGAGACACAGCACCUGCAGACAACUGUGCAGGCACUGCAGGCCGAGCUGCGUAUCCAGCGCGACUUGAAUCAGCUACUCCAGCCCCCCGGGGAGCCGCUGGCCUGCGAGCCCAGCGAGGAGCAGGAGCGGCAGGCUCGAGAGGUGUUCUUGCUCCGCCGUACCCUGGGGGAGAUGGAGGUUCGCCUGGAGACCCAGCGGCAGACGCUAGUUGCUCGCGAUGAGUCAGUCAAAAAGCUCCUGGAGAUGUUGCACAGCAAGGGACCCUCCACUAAAGCCAGUGAAGAGGAUCAUGAGCGCACACGUCGCCUCGCAGAUGCAGAGAUGCACGCGCACCACCUGGAGAACCUUCUAGAACAGCGUGAUAAAGAGCUAGCCGCUUUGAGAGAGGAACUGCAUCGCCGCCUCGAGGGGACGCCAGAGACUACGAAAACCAAAGCUCUUCAGACUGUAAUUGAGAUGAAGGAUUCUCAGAUCAGUUCUCUAGAGCGGGGCCUCAGAGAGCUGGAGGACCAGGUCAUGAUGCUUCGCUCCAGUAGCAUGCUUAGCUGUGAGGAACGGCAGGAAGAGGCCAAGCAGAUGGAGGUCUACCGCAACCACACCAAGUUCAUGAAGAACAAGAUGGACCAAGUUAAGCAAGACCUUUCCAGAAAGGACACCCAGCUCCUUGGAUUGCAGACCAAGCUGGAGACCCUGACUAACCAGUUCUCUGACAGCAAACAGCAUAUUGAAGUGCUUAAAGAGUCUCUGACUGCCAAAGAACAACGUGCUGCUAUUCUACAGACAGAGGUGGAUGCUCUGAGGUUGCGUCUGGAGGAGAAGGAGACCAUGUUAAAUAAAAAGAGUAAGCAAAUCCAGGAAAUGUCUGAAGAAAAGAGCACACUCAAUGGAGAAAUCCAUGAUCUGAAGGACAUGCUGGAGGUCAAGGAGCGUAAAGUCAACGUACUUCAGAAAAAAAUUGAAAACCUGCAGGAGCAGCUGAGGGAUAAAGAGAAGCAGAUGAGCAGCCUUAGAGAGAGGUUGAAGUCCCUACAGACAGACACGUCUAAUACAGACACGGCCCUCACUACACUGGAGGACUCACUGGCCGAGAAGGAACGUAUUAUUGAGCGCCUGAAGGAGCAACGUGACCGCGAGGAGCGAGAGAAGGCAGAGGAGCUGGACAGCAGUAAAAAAGAGCUGAGGGAGUUAAAGGAGAAAGUCAGCAUGCUGCAGGGAGACCUGUCAGACCGAGAGACUUCCCUGCUGGACCUCAAAGAGCAUGCGUCGUCACUGGCCUCAUCUGGCCUGAAGAAAGACUCCAAAUUGAAAAGCCUAGAGAUCGCCCUUGAGCAGAGGAGGGAGGAAUGCAUUAAACUUGAGAACCAACUAAAGAAGACCCAGAGUGCUGCAGCCAAUGCACAGGCCAACGCAGAGAUAUCUGAAAGGAUUUCUUCACUUGAAGCUGAUGUGGCCAGACACCGAGAAGACUCCGCCAAAGCCCAGGCUGAAGUUGAUCGUCUAUUGGACAUCCUGCGUCAGAUGGAGAACGAGAAGAACGACAAAGACAGAAAAAUCAGUGAGCUGGAGAGUGUGACUUCCAGGCAAAUGAAAGAGCAGAGUAAGAAGUCCUCUGGCAAACACAAGGAGCUGUCAGGGAAAGGCAGAAAUGUCAACGAUGGCCCACAGCAGGAGUCCCUGCGGCAGAAGGCAGAGCGCAUCGAGGAGCUGGAGGAGGCUCUCAGAGAGAGCGUUCAAAUCACUGCCGAGAAGGAGAUGGUGCUGGCGCAGGAGGAGGCUGCACGAACCCACCAGGAGAAACAGAUGGAAGAGCUACUGGGAGCGAUGGAGAAAGUGAAGCUGGAGCUCGAGUCCAUGAAGGCCAAGAUGUCGUCCACCCAGCAGUCUCUGGCAGAGAAAGAAGCUCAUCUGACCACACUGAGGGCCGAGAGGAGGCGACACCUGGAGGAGGUGCUCGAGAUGAAACAGGAGGCUCUGCUGGCAGCCAUAAGUGAGAAAGAUGCUAACAUAGCUUUGCUGGAGCUGUCUUCAUCCAAAAAAAAGAAGACACAAGAGGAAGUGGCCCAGCUGCGGAGAGAGAAGGACCGUUUGGUGCAGCAGCUCAAACAGCAGACACAGAACCGUAUGAAGCUCAUGGCGGAUAAUUACGACGACGGCUACUUGAAAACACCCCCUCACCAGACCAACCACAAAACUCCAAAAUCACCCGAUCAGGAUGAUGAGGAGGGCAUUUGGGCAUAGCCUCACUGGCAGCCAUUUUGUUUUAGAAGGAUAAGAUCUGGGCGGAAAGCUAUAGUGCACAGGAGCUCUACACCGGCCACCUGAUUAUCCCAUACAACCACCCCAAACCCCUUUACUUACACAAUCAACUCAGCCCACAUCUCAUCACACCAGUUACCCAGGACCCACCGCCAGAGACCACACACAUUCUCACAGUGGGAGCCUGGGAUGGUGAGUCAGUGUGGAGCUGCAGUUCCCUGGACCCUGCUUUGGACCUCCAGAACCAAACUGGCCAUGAUCGAACCCUCCAGCUCCACUCCAACCUCCACUGUCUCUCUGGCCUCACUUCUCACCUGAACUAAACCGGAGCCCUCUAAGAGCCUGUAACAGUCUGUAGUCUUAAUACUGGUGCAGCAUUGAAAAUAUGCAGUGUUAGUUGAGUCGUGAAUGCAAUUUUAAUUUCGUUCUCUUGAUAUGUCAUAAUGGUUGCGUAAAUACAGAUUUAGAAUGUUAACCUGAUCAAUGGGUGGUGCUAUAUAAACAUAACUGAAUGCCAAACUGUUGUUAAACAAUUAAAAAAAAAAGUGUUAUGCUACUUAAACUGCACUCAGCAUUAAGACUACCAGACCUUUGAUCUAUUCUGUGUUUAGGUAGCGUCUUGCACUGGUUAUACUUCAUUGGAUGACCCUUCCCCUUUACCAAAAACGUAUAGGACACCUUCAAGAGCAUGACAUAAACAUUUAUAGAUAGUUAUGUCUAUUUGUCACACCUGACGCUUCGUCAGUGGAAAAAAAAUCAGGUUCUGUACAUCCUUUAAUUCAAAUUAACAGCUGCUACAAGUAAUAGACAUAAAAUAUAUAUGAAAAGAGUUUGCAUUGCUCAUGAAGCAAUCCACCGAGGGGUGUGUGCAAGAAAUUGCAGUUCUCGCUUAAUGAGACUAUAGUUGUUUUCUAGCAGCUCUUAGACAGGACAUUGUAGGCUCCCAAAUAUCUUCAUAUCAUGUCCAGAUUCUGAGAG